AUGGCAAAAAAAAGUAUUAAAUUCACUCUCAACGGAGUUCCCCAAACUUUUUCGGGCAUAACAGACAUUAAAGAAAAAACUGCCUGGCAAUGGUUUUGGAACCAAGAACCCGAAGUGGUCCGAGUUAAAAAACGGAAUGUGACCGGAAAAGGAGAUGUUUCAGCCUUGCGUAUUGAAUUAGUGGCCAAUGGUAGCACAGAAAACGAUGUCCUUUACGAAAAAUUAAUGGAUAACGAAAGCGUAGGAAAAGAUUUCAUCAUUAUGGACGUUGACCUCGACCAAACCACCUAUCAAGAAGCAAUUGAAUAUUUAUCAAUCCCCCGCACUGCCUAUUACAACAUUAAAACCCAAUUCCCCCGCCAAUACAAUGAAGAAAUAAAUAACAAUCCCACCAUCCAACAAUUUUUUUAUUUAGUUAAUCUCACUAAUUCUACUUCAACUUUCUACGAAAUUGAAAAAGAAAAAAAAUAUAAUAAUUAUAUAAACGGAACCAUGGAUAAAGAAUUAAAACAGGCCGGCAAUUUAACCGAUUCAGAAUAUAACGACAUGAAUGAUAUUGUGAAAAAAUAUAAUGAGUUAGCCAUCAAAGUAGGAGGUGGGGAUGCUAAGUACCAAAAAUACCAAAGCCAAUUCAACACGGAAAGCAGUAAAGAAGUUUCUCCUGGCGUAGCGGCUAAUAAAGAGUUAGCUGACUUAGGAACCCCGACCAAAAUUGCCGAUGGCGAUGUUGACUCAAUUAGUUCUCAUGACACAAAAAAAGUACUCAAAAACAAUUUUAAAACUAUGCGAGAGUUAAAAGACAAGAUUUUAGUCCGCAAGCAAGCCGUAAUCGAUUUGAUUGAAGGAUUAGUAGCCAGCGAUACGGGUGGUGGUGGCAAAUUGACCUGUCCGAAUUGUAACCAAAAAUUUGACGCACUUCCUUUUGAGUAUAACGGAAAGAAAUAUCAUAGUCAACAAUGUGCGGAUGAGGCCAAACAAAAAGAGGGGGACCAAGGCGGUGGAGGGCCAGACCAAAAUCAAGGAAUUGACCAAACCCGCACGGCCGCCAUUCAAGACAUUAAUAAUGCUCUGGGUGAAGAUCCGAAAAUCGCCACUAAAACCCAAAUAAAGCAGUUGAAUACUGAAAAAGAUAUUAAUGACCUUCGUGAUAAAGUAUUAACUAACAUUAAGAAAAAACGGAAAGAGAAGCAAACUGAGGAACAAAUAAAUAAAGAGGGAGAAGGAAUUGAUGAGGCAAACGGGCAGGAUCUGAUAAACAAAAUUAAAAAAGUUGAAAUUCAUGAGGAUAUCAUUGACCGGAACAUUGACCGAGCUUUCCAAGAGAACGCAGAAAAUACCAAAGAGUUGAUUAAAGAUAUUGUUGAAGCCGCAAUGACUAAACGCGGAGUUAGCGAGGACGAAUUAGGGGCGGAAGAAAAAGAAUUAUUCACCAAGAUAAAAAAUAAAGAAAUUAAUGAUAAGGACCAAUUAAAAACUGCCAAAAAUACUCUGGUGGAAUUUAUCGGUAACAAAGAUGUUGAGAAAAGAAUUGAUAAUUUACGAAAGGAAGUAGAAGCCGCUCGUAAUUCGGAUCAGAAAAAUGCGGUCAGAGAGAAAUUAAAAAAAUUAAAGAUAGAGGACAAUAUUUAUGUCAAAAAGCGAGAAGCCGACAUUGAAAAGCUACUGGAAAAAUUAGAAAGUAAUGCGGACGAUACCACUGGCAAUAAUAAGCCGGCUCAUAUUCGUAAUAUCGGUAUCAUGGCCCACAUUGAUGCUGGAAAAACUACUACUACUGAACGAAUGCUUCACAAGAGUGGAGAAAAACAUAAAGUUGGUGAUGUUGAUACUGGAGACACUACCACCGACUAUGACUCACAAGAAAGAGAACGAGGAAUAACCAUUUACUCGGCGGCCGUUACUAUCACUUGGCAAAGCCCGGACAACCCCCAAGUUCACCAAAUUAAUAUCAUUGAUACUCCGGGUCACGUGGACUUCACGGCUGAAGUAGAAAGGUCGCUACGAGUUUUAGAUGGAGGAAUAGUAGUGCUGGACGGCAAAAAGGGGGUUGAAGCCCAAACUGAAACUAUGGACGGGGUGGAUAAUGAAGAAAAAUUUACUGAUUGUCUCAAAAGCCUGCGAGACAAAUUACGGGCAAAAACAUUAGUAGUGCAAUUUCCCAUUGGAGCCGGCAAAGAAUUAAAAGGGAUAGUGGAUGUGGUAAAACAAAAAGCCUACUAUUUUCAACUAGGCGACCAGGCCGAAAAUUACCACGCCGAGGAAAUUCCCACUAAUUUGAUAGCCAGGACACAGCAAUAUCGGCAGGAAUUAAUUGAGAAGUUGGUUGAAGGAGAAAUGGAAAGGAUAAGCCAAGACUGUGCUAAAAAGAUUAAAAAAAUCAAUGAGGAGGCAGACCAGAAAAUCAAAGAAGCAAAAAGUAUUUCUGAAAACUCGCCAGAAAAAUUACUGGACCAAAUAGAAAAAAAACGGGCUGAAGCGGAAGUUCAAGCCCGAAAGGAAGAAGAAGAAAAUUUAAUUUCAGCCUUAGAAAAGAAUGAAAAAAAAGAGGAGUUAACAGUGGCAGAAGUCAAAAAAAUGCUUCGUCAAGCCACCUUGACCGGCCGGCACUUUCCCGUUUUCUGCGGUUCAGCCUAUAAACAUGUCGGAGUUAAAUUAUUGUUAGAUGGGGUGGUGGAUUAUCUUCCUUCGCCACUGGAUAUAGAGGAAAUACCGGUCUUCUCACCUCGGGAUAAGAGCCAAAGAGGAGUAGUAAAUUGCAAAAGUCCUUUGCCUUGUUUGGCUUUGGCUUUCAAAAUCGUAUUUGACGAUUACAAUAAUAAAUUAACUUUUUUUCGGGUCUAUGCCGGAAAAAUAUCUGCCAACUCCUAUAUCUACAAUGUUAGCCGAGACAAAAAAGAACGAGUAAGUCGGCUAGUCCGUAUGCACGCUAAUAAAAAAGAAGACGUUAAGGAAGUAGGAGCUGGCGAUAUUGCGGUAGCAAUUGGUUUAGAUCAUGCUAUUACUGGUGAUUCUUUUGGAGAAGAAAAGAAUCCAUUGCUGCUAGAAGCAAUUAAUUUCGCCGAACCGGUGAUUUCCCAGGCCAUUGAACCUAAAACUAAUGAAGAUAAAGACAAAUUGAAAGGAGCACUCGAUAAAUUGAAAAUCCAAGACCCGGGGCAAAUGAUUAUUUCCGGAAUGGGGGAAUUACAUUUAGAGAUUACGGUGGAAAGACUACGACGGGAAUACAAAUUAAAUAUUGAAAGUAAGCAACGAAAAGUAUCUUACCGCGAAACCAUUACUAAAAAAUUAGCAGAAGUCGGACAUUUUGCUCGGGUCAAACUCGCUUUUGAACCCAAUCCAGGUAAAGGAUUUGAAUUUGUAGAUGCCAAAAAAGGUCAAGAAAUGUCUGACAAAGAUGCUGAGGAAGUAAAAGAAGGAAUAGAGGAGGCAAUGUCGUCGGGCUUACUUUUGAAUUAUCCUUUGCUGGAUAUUAAGGCUACUUUGUUAGAAGGAAAAAGGCAUGCGGUCGAUACUAAACCCGGUGAUUUCAAAAAUGCGGCUGUUUUGGCUUUUCGGGGCGAUGGAGUAGCCGAAAAAGAAGAGCGGAUUCAAAAAUUAGGUGUAGUUUUACUAGAACCGAUUAUGAAAAUAAAAGUAGUGGUUCCCAAAGAUUAUAUGGGAGACAUUUUGGCGGACCUGGGCGCUCGGCGUGCGGUCAUUGAAAAUACGGAAGAAGAGGAAGGGGAGAGUUAUAUCACCGGCCAAAUUCCCCUUCGUGAAAUUCUUGCUUAUUCUGCUGAUUUACGACAAAUAACCGAAGGCAGGGGUACUUACUCAGCCUAUUUGUCUCACUAUCAGGAAGUUCCUAAGGAUGCUUUGGAGGAAAUUUUGAAAGAAGAAAAAUUAUUAACUACCACUCCUUAA
This is a messenger RNA of Racocetra fulgida, 3900 nucleotides long. NCBI's taxonomy places the organism in Eukaryota, Fungi, Glomeromycota, Glomeromycetes, Diversisporales, Gigasporaceae. The record is from the annotation of a GenBank genome assembly.